UUUCCUGAUUCCUACAAGGAAGAGAUGGACUAUAGUUUAGCAGCACUGAAACUGCUAUGCGGGCAACUGAAAGAUGCCAGAGAAACUCCUUCUCAAAACGCCUUGACUCUGGGCGGCAUUCUCUUCCAACGUGCCUGGCUUCAGGGCAUUUUGGUCUCAAACGACGAUGACGACCGCCUGCUUCUCGAUGACGGCACCGGUAUUGUUGAGCUGAGCCUCUCCGGCGAUUUCCGUCAACGUCAAUGGAAGAAAGGUAUGUAUGUGAUGGUGGUGGGAGGGUAUUUUGUCCGUGCGGGUGACCUCCCUGUUAUUAAGGUUCAUAAGAUUGUUGAUCUUUCUCAAUUCCCGGAUCGAGAAGCGAUGUGGUAUCUUGAAGUUUUGGAGGCUUACAAAUUGUUCUACCAGCCCCUUAUUGAAGAAUUCAUAUGAAGAAUCCAGUUCUACGUCUCCUACACACCACAAGUUUAGUUGGCUGAGGAGCUCGACUGUGUUUCCAAUGCUAGUUCUAAACACUGCAUUUGAAUAUAAUGGCAUGUAGCUGAGGAAAUGAUAAAUUUUCUUGUCAUUUAUUGAAGCUGAAUAUUUCUCCAUCAUUCCUAGAUUUUAAGUCUUUUUCUGUAUUCGAGGCAGGCUACGUUUGCUUCUUGUUGUUGUGGUUUAUACCCUAUGCUGUUCUUUACGUUGUAAAGCAUAGUCUGCCUAUGACCAAUUCCCUUCACAAAUUAUGUUUAAGACUCUGGUUUUGAACCUUGUGUCUGCAGUCAGUCAUUUUUCCAGAAGCAAAGGAAGAAUUCUAUGCUUUCGAAUUUGAAA
Messenger RNA from Theobroma umbraticum, 813 nucleotides. RefSeq names its product recQ-mediated instability-like protein. NCBI's taxonomy places the organism in Eukaryota, Viridiplantae, Streptophyta, Magnoliopsida, Malvales, Malvaceae. Gene Ontology annotation, biological process: DNA repair; regulation of sister chromatid segregation; negative regulation of double-strand break repair via homologous recombination. Gene Ontology annotation, cellular component: cytosol; nuclear speck. The record is from RefSeq and is a predicted model, not a curated record.